Hydractinia symbiolongicarpus is the source of this 2147-nucleotide messenger RNA. RefSeq names its product ATP-dependent DNA helicase RecQ-like. The coding region runs from base 865 to 2031 and encodes 388 amino acids. The record is from RefSeq and is a predicted model, not a curated record. The transcript is spliced from 2 exons. Gene Ontology annotation, biological process: telomere maintenance; double-strand break repair via homologous recombination. NCBI's taxonomy places the organism in Eukaryota, Metazoa, Cnidaria, Hydrozoa, Anthoathecata, Hydractiniidae. Gene Ontology annotation, molecular function: nucleic acid binding; ATP binding; four-way junction helicase activity. Gene Ontology annotation, cellular component: nucleoplasm; nucleus; chromosome.
CGUACGAGGCCCUGGUACAACAGACUGAAAUUCGCCCAAAAUUAAGCAUGCAGAGAAACGUAAUGUAUGCGUGACGUUUUCGAUCGAAGAUGGUGUUCUAGUGGCGGGAGGGUACUUUAGCCAGCGCUACCUAUAGCUACACUGUAAAAUUACAGAGUAAAUACAACCCUUAAUGGCUUUCUAGUCAUUUUGUGGUGUAUGAUACAUAUAGUAUUGUAUAGUGGAAACAAUCCACUAACUAUAGGUUUUUGUGAUUUUCUGGGAUAGCCACUUUAAAUGUUUAUUAUUAUUCUUAUUUUAAAUAUUAUAGAAUAGAAUUUCUAAAUUUUACAUCUGCGUCAAAAAUAACAGAUGAUGCGAUGGAACCCUUCGCAAUUUUGGAGAAAAUUCAAAGAUCUCUGGAGUGUCGAAAUUUCCUGACCUUAACUUUAAACCCAAAUAAGUCAAGUGCUUGGAGUCCAUAGUAAGAGGACAGGAUGUCAUUGGGGUGUUUCCAACAGGAUAUGGGAAAUCUUUAAUUUUUCAACUGUUACCAGAUGUCAUGAGAAACAAAGACGAAUAAUCUUCAAUUGUCAUUGUAAUCACUUGUUUAAACGCAAUUAUGGAAGAUCAAGUGAAUUUUCUGAAAAAAGUAGGAAUGACUUGCUACAUCCUACGUGACUUAAAUUUUGAGGAGAAUGCUGUACAGACGUUGUUUGAGGAUAUCUGUCUGAGUGAUAAAACAGAAGAUGUCUUACCAUCAUUUGUAUUGGAUGGUCAUUGUUUUUUUUUUUUUUUUUUUUUUUUUUUUUUUUUUUUUUUUUUUUUUGUGACUUCCUAUUUUGCCAUCCAGAGGCUAUAUUGAGUGAGAGAGGAAGAACUUUGAUGAAAACGAAAAUUUAUCAAAAAAAUGUCAAAGCUUGUGUCAUUGAUGAGGCUCACUGCUUGGACACCUGGGGAAAAGAAUUUCGCAAAGAAUUUGAAAACUUGGGAGCAAUGCGAGCUUUUUUUAGAGAGGUACCUUUUAUCGCACUUACAGCUACCGCAACAGAAAAAACACUGGCUAAAAUAAAACAUAUACUUGGAAUGAAAACCCCAACAAUAAUAUCUGUUAAUCCAAACAGAAAAAAUGUAUACAUGUGCAAAGAAAAGAGAAAAGUUGGUGAAGAAGGUAUUGAAAAUAUCAUCUUGCCACUUGCAAAGGAGCUAAAAUCACUAAAGAAAAGUUUUCCUCAAACUAUUAUAUAUUGUGGAUUGAGGUUUUGUGGGUAUAUAUACAAGUUAAUAAAAAAUGUAUUAAAGGAACACAUGUAUGUUGAAAACAUAACAAACCCUAGCAAUUGUUUAAUUGUGCAAUUUCACGCACCACAAACAAAGUCAAUGAAAAACGAAAUUCUCCUUGAAGUUGCAAAAGAAGUUUCAAACAUUCGCGUUAUAAUAGCAACUUCUGCGCUUGGUAUGGGUGUUCAUGCACCCUAUAUCGAACAAAUUUUCCAUAUAAGUCCACCAAGUACCAUCGAAGACUAUAUACAGCAAUUUGGACGGGCUGGUCGAAGAGGGCAAGAAGCAUUGGCAAGAUUGUACUAUACCGGGCAUGAUAUCAGCAGUAGGCGUUUAAAACAAAAUAAAGUUGAUGAACAUAUGGUGAAUUUUUGUACUACGACACAAUGCCUUCGUAAAGUAUUGAUGAUUCACUUUGGAUAUCAUUAUCAACCCCAGGAUCAAUGCUGUAGCAAUUGUGAUUCUUCACUCUUGAAAGAACCUAAAAAAGAGAAACGUAUUAAAUAUAGAGAAGUAUCAGAUGAGAGUUUAAAGAAACUAUCAGAUGAACUUGAUAAUAUACUGGCAGAUUACGACCAAGCCACACAUGAUGCAGCCAUGGAGUUUUAUAACAUUGUGGAUACAGGAAACUUGGCUGAAAAAUUUUCAGAAAUUAUUAUUAACAUUGAGUAUGUCAACGAUGUGGAAAGCUUGUUAGAAUAUCAGUUGUGGGAUGAAUUUGUUAGUAGCAGAGUUUUUAAAGUUAUUGAGAAGUAUACCACACUGAAGUAAUUCCAUAAUACACAAUGUGAGGUAAUGUUACUACAUACAUUAAUCAAUUUUAGUUUUCUUAUAUAUUCUACUCUUAGCUUAUUAUGGAAUUAUUUUUUGUGUGUAAACUAACCUGU